Messenger RNA from Plasmodium inui San Antonio 1, 2010 nucleotides. RefSeq lists its product as hypothetical. The record is from RefSeq and is a predicted model, not a curated record. The annotation marks the transcript as partial. NCBI's taxonomy places the organism in Eukaryota, Apicomplexa, Aconoidasida, Haemosporida, Plasmodiidae. The transcript has a single exon.
AUGGAAGAUGCGGUCGAAGAACCUGUAGUAGGGGCUAUGGAAGAUGGGGCCGAAAAACCUGUCAAGGGGGAUGCGGAAGAAUCAAAUGUUGAAGUAGAAGAAGGUAUUGCGGCACAGAUUGCAGAAGGGUCUGUUAUAGAAUCCGUGGAAGAGGCAUUUGAACAAAUUAUAGAAGAUGCUGCAGAGGUAAUAGCUGACGAAUCCAUAGAAGAAACCGCAGAGCAAAUUUUAGAACAAGCUACACAACCUGUAACGGAAGAAACCGCAGGAGAUGCAGAAACUGUGCAAGUGGUAACAGAAGAAUCUGUAGUGGCAAAUAUUGAAGAUAUUGUACAGGAAAUUUCAGCAGAACCUAUACAGGUAACUAUUGAACGUAUUGUAGAGGAGACUGUAAAAUCCGUCGAAGAAAACAUCGAAGAUGUGGAAGAGGCUAUUGAGGAUAUUGCCGAACAGGCUGCGGAAGGGGCUCCAGAAUUGUCUCUAGAAGGAAUGAUAAAAGAUGUUCUGGUAGGAACUGUCGAAGAGGUUCAACAAGAAGAAGCCACAAAAGAAGCAGCAGAAGAAACUAUUGAAGAAGCUGAACAAGAUAUUACCAAAGAAGCAGUAGAAGAAACUAUUGAAGAUGUUGUCGAUGAAGUUUCCGGAGAAACUAUAGAAGAGAUUGUGCUGGAAACUCCAGAAGAUACUUCCGAUGAGUCUGUAGAGACAGCUGUAGAACGCGCUAUAGAGGAUAACUUAGGAGCAACCAUAGAAACCAUUAUGGACGACGUUACCGAGGAAAAUACAGAAGAAUCUGAAGAAAGCGUAAUAGAUAAUUUAGAAGUAAAAGUAGAAGAGGUACUUGAUCUAGAUGUACAAGAAGUAGGCCAGGAAGCUGCAGACGGUGUAGUAAUGGUUGUAAGCGAAGAAGAGAAUGAAGUAGAAAGUGGAGGGGAAAGCGCAGAAGGAAGCCGAGAAGAAUGCGAAGAAGAAUGCGAAGAAGAAGGAGAACAAAUACAGUCCGCAUUGUUUGAAGUUGAAGAACACAUUAAAAAGAAAGUUUUGGAUAUGUUCUCUGGAAAUGUAGAAUUCGAUGAAGAAGAAUCCAAGAAGUUGGCGCUAGAUCUACAGAAGGAUCUGCUGUCUAUGUUUUCUGGAGGUGUAGGAGAUGACGAAGAGGAGGAUGAAGAAGAAGACGAAGAGGAGGAGGAAGAAGAAGACGAAGAGGACGAAGAAGAAGACGAAGAGGACGAAGAAGGGGAUUCGGAAAAAGACGAGUCAGAAGGGGAAGAUUCAUGUGAGGUUAAAUCAGAUAAGGAAGCCAGUCUGGACGCAAAUGAAAAUAGAUUAGUUAACUUAUCCGAGGGUGGGGAAAAGGAACCAGCGUUGCUAGGAGUUGAGGAUGACAUUAAGAAAACCUUGCUGGGCAUGUUCUCUUUGAAGGGAGAUUUCGAUGAAGCUGAAUCAGGAAAGCUGGCAUUAGAUCUAAAGAAAAAUAUACUCUCUAUGCUGUCUGGAAAUAUCGGGGACCACGAUGAUGAGGACUACGAAGACAUUGAGGAGGAAAAAAUAGAAAAACCAGAGGAAGUCGUUGUGGAGGAUUCUACGGAAGUUGGUGAUAAAAAGGCAAUAGACGAAGUAGCCGAUGCUCUACAAGAGCCUGAAGAGGAGGGCACGGAAGAAUCUGGAAAGGAGGUUAGCGAGUUAUCCGAAGAGGAGGAGAAGGAAGAAGUAGAAGAGGCAUCCGUCGAUAUAGAGGACAUGCCCGUCGUUGUGGAGGAAGCUGCCGUUGUUGUGGAAGAACCUGUCAUUACUGUAGAAGAGCAUGUAGACCAGGAUAAAGAGGAGUCAACAGAACAGGACGGCCAGGAAUCCAAAGAGGAGAAAACUGAACAAUCAUUAGGGGAGCAGUCAAAAGAAGAAUUCGCAGAGGAGGAAAAGGAAAGAGCAGAAACAGCUGUGGGCUCUGUGGAUGAUAUCUUGAAGGAGGAAAUGAAAAAAAUAGAAGAGUCUGUGAAGGGGGCCCUUGGA